UGACCCACAAGCCUCUGCGCCCGGGGUCCGCGGUGAUUGGCAGGUCCGUGUCACGUGCUCACGCGUCACAUCUCGCCCUUGUUCUAGGGAAAGAUGGCGUCUCCCAUGAAGGAGGAGGAUCCGCAAAGGACAGAUAGCUAUCGUGUUGCAGUUACGCCUGCAGUUCCCGACGAUGGCCGAAAUCCAGACGGGACCCCGAAGCCCGCCUCCGGCAAAGGCAAGGGCAAGGGCAAGGGCAAGGAGACCGAAAAGGACAAGAAGGAGAAGCUGGAAGAUCUGAAACAGGAGAUGGAAAUGGAUGACCACAAGAUCCCUGUGGAGGAACUCUGUGCAAGAUACAACACCAGCACAGAAGUUGGCUUGACCAGGGCCAUGGCUCAGGAAGUGUUUGAACGCGACGGACCAAACUGUCUAACUCCACCUCCAAAAACACCGGAAUGGGUCAAGUUCUGUAAGCAGCUGUUUGGAGGUUUCUCCACCCUGCUGUGGAUCGGAGCCAUUCUCUGUUUCUUGGCUUAUGGCAUCCAGAAGGCAACGCAGGAUGAAGUCCAAGAUGACAAUCUGUACCUGGGAGUUGUGUUGGCCGUGGUGGUUAUUGUGACCGGCUGCUUCUCGUACUACCAGGAAGCUAAGAGCUCCAAAAUCAUGGACAGCUUCAAAGGCAUGGUUCCUGAGCAAGCUUUGGUUAUUCGGAGUGGAGAGCCCCUUAGCGUGGACACUGAAAACGUCGUGGUGGGAGACCUUGUUCAACUGAAGGGCGGAGAUCGUAUUCCUGCUGACGUCCGUAUUAUCGAGGCCCGUGGAUUUAAGGUUGACAACUCUUCACUCACUGGAGAAUCCGAGCCCCAGAGUCGGUCUCCUGAAUUCACCAACGACAACCCCUUGGAGACAAGAAAUAUCGCCUUCUUCUCCACCUUCGCUGUGGAAGGCAAUGCAAAGGGUAUUGUGAUCAACACCGGUGACCAAACUGUGAUGGGCCGUAUCGCCAUCCUGGCCAGUGGACUGGACGUAGGAGACACCCCGAUUGCCAAAGAGAUCGCCCAUUUCAUCCACAUCAUCACCGGCGUAGCCGUGUUCCUGGGUGUGACCUUCUUUAUCAUUGCUGUGAGCUUGGGAUAUGAGUUACUGGAUGCUGUCGUGUUCCUCAUCGGUAUCAUCGUCGCCAAUGUGCCCGAGGGUCUGCUGGCUACAGUGACGGUAUGUCUCACACUGACCGCAAAGAGAAUGGCAAAGAAGAACUGCCUGGUUCGUAACCUGGAGGCUGUGGAAACGCUGGGCAGCACGUCCACCAUCUGCUCCGACAAGACCGGGACCCUGACACAGAACCGGAUGACCGUGGCCCACAUGUGGUUCGACAACCAGAUCGCAGACGCAGAUACCACAGAAGAUCAGUCCGGUGCUUCAUACGACAAGAACAACCCAACCUGGCUCUCCCUGGCUCGCGUCGCUGCUCUCUGUAACAGGGCUGCGUUCAAGGCUGACCAGGAGGGAGUGCCUAUCCUUAAGAGGGAAACAAGUGGAGAUGCUUCUGAAUCGGCUCUGCUGAAGUGCGUGGAACUUUCCUUGGGCGGGGUGACUGCCAUGAGGGCAAAGAAUGAGAAGAUCGCUGAGAUUCCAUUCAACUCAACCAACAAAUACCAGCUUUCCAUCCACACACAAGAAGAUCAGAGUGACCAGCGCUACCUGCUGGUGAUGAAGGGAGCUCCGGAGCGCAUCCUGGACCGCUGCACCACCAUCAUGCUGGAGGGCAAAGAGGCUCCCAUGGAUGACGACAUGCGCGAGGCCUUCAACAACGCCUACCUGGAACUGGGAGGGCUGGGAGAGCGUGUGCUUGGUUUCUGCCACUACUUCCUCCCCGAGGACAAAUUCCCCCGAGGGUACGAGUUUGACACCGAAGACGUGAACUUCCCGCUGGAGGGAUUCUGCUUCGUGGGCCUGAUGUCCAUGAUCGACCCGCCCCGUGCCGCCGUGCCAGACGCUGUCGGAAAGUGCCGUAGCGCCGGUAUCAAGGUAAUCAUGGUGACUGGCGACCAUCCCAUCACAGCCAAGGCCAUUGCCAAGGGCGUGGGAAUCAUCUCGGAGGGUAAUGAGACGGUGGAGGACAUCGCAGCUCGUCUUGGCAUCCCUGAAAAUGAGGUGGACCCAAAAGAGGCGCAUGCGUGUGUCGUCCACGGAAGUGAGCUGAGGGACAUGACAUCGGAGGACCUGGACGCAGUACUGAAUAACCACACCGAGAUCGUGUUUGCCCGCACGUCCCCCCAGCAGAAGCUGAUCAUCGUGGAGGGCUGCCAGCGUGCGGGACAGAUCGUGGCCGUGACUGGGGACGGUGUGAACGACUCGCCUGCCCUCAAGAAGGCCGAUAUCGGUGUGGCCAUGGGUAUUGCUGGAAGUGACGUGAGCAAGCAAGCUGCUGACAUGAUUCUGUUGGACGACAACUUCGCAUCCAUUGUGACAGGAGUAGAGGAGGGGCGUCUCAUCUUCGACAACUUGAAGAAGUCCAUUGCCUACACCCUGACCAGUAAUAUUCCAGAGAUCACCCCCUUCCUGUUGUUCAUCCUUGCCGACAUUCCCCUGCCCCUGGGAACUGUCACCAUCCUCUGCAUCGACUUGGGAACUGAUCUGGUGCCCGCCAUCUCUCUGGCCUACGAGGAAGCCGAGAGCGACAUCAUGAAGCGCAAGCCGCGCGACCCCAAGCACGACAGGCUGGUGAACGAGCGCCUCAUCAGCAUGGCCUACGGGCAGAUCGGCUUCAUGCAGGCCACCUCCGGCUUCUUCGUCUACUUCAUCAUCAUGGCGGAGAACGGCUUCCUGCCCUGGAAACUGCUGGGCAUCCGCGCCGACUGGGAGGACAGAACCAUCAACGACUUGGAAGACUCCUACGGCCAGGAGUGGUCGUUUGCUCAGCGCAAGAUUAUUGAGUACACCUGCCACACGGCUUUCUUCGCUAGCAUCGUGAUUGUGCAAUGGGCUGACGUGGUCAUCUGCAAGACUCGCCGCAACUCACUCAUCCACCAGGGAAUGAGGAACAAGUGGCUGAUCUUCGGUCUGUUUGUGGAGACCUCUCUGGCUGCCUUCCUGAGCUACUGCCCUGGACUGGACCAGGGUCUGCACAUGUACCCUCUGGCUGGAUCCUGGUGGCUUCCGGCCUGGAUUUACAGCUUCCUUAUUUUCGUGUAUGACGAGUGCCGUAGGUUCAUCCUUCGCCGUAACCCUGGAGGCUUCGUAGAACGGGAGACAUACUACUGAUCCAGUCUUCUGGUUCUGCUACUGUUUUUAGUUAUUAUUAGUGCCAUUAGGAAACAAGGAAAAAUGGUGGUAGACAACUUAGAAGAUUUGUCAGUAGUAACAAACUGGGUGAAUGGUUCGCACAUCAAAACAUUCUUCUAACUCACCAGUAGGUUAUCAAGAAGUAACAACAAGUGCUGAUUGGGAAAAAUGUCACUAUUAUUAUAUGCAUGGAUUAGGCAUUUGUCAAUGCGAGACGACGUUGCCUCUGUUGAUUGGUUAUACCUUUUUUACCAUCCGCAUUUCUUGUAUUUAUUGAUAGAUGUGUUGACAUGCAUGUAAAGAAUUCAAGGAAGUUUAUCUGGCAGUAUAGUAGCUGACAGUGUUGUACAAGAAGAAUUGCCAUCAAUAUUUGGAUGUUAAUAAUUCUUCAAACAAUUCAGAAUAGUUUAUAUAGAUUUGUAGGUAUUUAGCAACUUGUACUAGCUUUUUUUUCUUAUUUUACUGUAAAUUGUGUAAGUUUUGACAGUAGGAGCUAGGGACUACUGGAACCAGAAUACCCACCAUUCAUACCAGUUGUGCAUAUGUACGAUAUAUAUUGUGUCUUGAACAUUAGAUAUGCAGUUACAAUUUUUUGAAGGCUAUCUCACCAAAUUACAGUGCAUGGGAGUAGCAGUUUCGUCCUCCAAAAGUUUCCGCUUUGCUUUAAUGUCCGAUUACGGUAGAACCUGGCCUGUCUUCCAUGGUCAUGAAAAAGUCGAUGUAAAAGCAGGCAGUAGAAUUGUACGAUAUCCUCCAGAGAUACAGCGAAGUGCAGCGGUUUGACUCCCUUUUCUGAAGAAAAGUGCAAAUACGAAGUUCAUACUUCCUCAAGACUUGAAACGUAACAGCUGAAAAUCGACCACAGUCAGGUGUUCAGUGUCUCCUUCAUCAGGACACAAGACUAUAAAACGAGAUUGCAAUAUUGUAAUCAAAACUACAGAUCAAACAAGCACAUGGGAAAUGUUGAGAGCUAGAGGCUUCUCUGCAUGACUGAUCUUCAACAGCCCUGUGUGCUACAUUAGCCCAGAGCUUUUGGAUGUAUAACUCCUCAAAUAUCCAAGUAUAUACAAAUAGGAAAGAAGAAAUGUAUCUAACAAAAUCUAUUCCAUAUUUCCUGAUUACUAUCUCACCCCACCCCCACCCCAAAAAUAAGCCUUGGUGAACAUGAAAGUAUUUCAUUGAAUGGUUUUAGGAUGCUUCCCUGUACAAAUAUCAGCUUUCCACCAUAUCAGCUUUUCAUUUUUUUGUCUUCGCUAUUGUAAAAAAGGACCACAAAAUUAAAGACACGCAAGAUAUUAUUAAGAACUUCGUUUAGUGAAGUAGUUUGAAUCCAGGUGUGUGAUAUUUUAGUGCAAAGUUAAAAUGUGCAUGUUUGACAAAAGAUGUACUUUAUUGAUGUUUGGUACAGUCAGGUCAGGAACUAUGAAUGCAGUAUGAGAAAGUUGAUGGUGAACUUGUGUACGUUUUCAUCAUUCUACUAACCUGCUAUAAAUGAGCAUCAUUAUUUUCAUGGCGUGAGUGUAUACCAAAUCUGUUCAAAACCCAUUUCCCUACCUGAUUGUGUUCAGUGUCUCAUAAUUCAUAAUUUUCUGGGUAAUAUUAUGUACUCAAGACUUUAUACCUGUUUAUUCAGACAUGCAUUUUUUAUGUUUUUAAAUUGUGUUUGUUAAUUCAGAAGUGCAUCUAUUUUUAACACUGAAUGUACUGUACAACCACUAGUUUUGUUUUUAAAUAAUUCCAAUGUUGAUCUACCCUCUGACCAUGCUGCAACCAAUCCCUUGCAGUGUUCCUUCAUGUGUGCAUGUGUUCAGAGCGUUAGAUCACGCCAAUGUUGUUAUAUCAGUUCCUGAAAAGCCAUGUCUUGUUGGAGACCUGGGUUUGUUUAACCAUGUUGUUAGUGUAAUGAGUGAAUGCCAUCACACAAUCUUACACAGACCAUCAAUAAAGAAUGUCUUUUUA
Molecule: messenger RNA, 5226 nt
Organism: Branchiostoma belcheri (Belcher's lancelet)
Lineage: Eukaryota; Metazoa; Chordata; Leptocardii; Amphioxiformes; Branchiostomatidae
Product: sodium/potassium-transporting ATPase subunit alpha-3-like
Exons: 23
Coding region: 94-3246 (1050 amino acids)
Biological process (GO): proton transmembrane transport; potassium ion import across plasma membrane; intracellular sodium ion homeostasis
Cellular component (GO): membrane
Molecular function (GO): ATP hydrolysis activity; P-type sodium:potassium-exchanging transporter activity; ATP binding
Source: RefSeq, a predicted model, not a curated record